Molecule: messenger RNA, 741 nt
Organism: Rotaria sp. Silwood1
Lineage: Eukaryota; Metazoa; Rotifera; Eurotatoria; Philodinida; Philodinidae
Source: the annotation of a GenBank genome assembly
AUGAAUCGAUCUCGUAAUCAAGUUGAUGCAUAUUAUAAUCGUAAUAUAUCUUUACAUAAACCUGGUGUAAUACCAAAAUCAUCUCGUCUUAUUUCACCAAUAACAUCAAAUAAUCAUAUAUAUGAAUUAAAACAACGACUUUAUGCAAAUAAAACUGUUGAAUCUUGGUUUGCAAAUCAUUCACCACAAGAACGUCGAAUUGUCUACAGCUUUCUUGAUACACUUUAUAAAGAUAAUCGUACAAAUGAAAAUAAAGAACAAACUCAAAAACCAUCAAAUCCUCGAUUAUCUCAACGAAUAAAUACAGCUACAAGUCAUUCAUCACAACGACGAUUAUCUCAAAGUAGUCAUCGAAAUAAUCGAACAUCAAAAGAUGAUCUUGGAGAAGUUCUUCAAUCAUUAGAAAGUUAUCGUCCUUCAACAUCAGUUCAAGAAAAAAAUGAUCAAACAUCAUCAACUAUUUCAACAAUUCCAAUACCUGAUGUAAAUGAAACAAAAUCAUCAGAAAUUAAUUCCAAACGUCCAUCAACAUCAAUCGUAAAAUAUCCUGAAACAAUUCAACCUGAAAAUUCUUCUAAUAAUAAAACUUCUCAACGUUAUCUUUCACAAACAUGGCGUGUUAUUAAUCCACGUGAAGAUAUUGAACUUAAUGUUCGUCCUGAUAGUAAUACAUCAUCAUUUUUUAAGUAUACAAAAAAAACAUAUCCGGAAUAUUUUUUUAUUCAUCCUGAUUGGUAUUAA